Messenger RNA from Labrus mixtus (cuckoo wrasse), 3341 nucleotides. It is a transcript of the gene telo2, whose product is annotated as TEL2, telomere maintenance 2, homolog (S. cerevisiae). Gene Ontology annotation, cellular component: cytosol. Gene Ontology annotation, biological process: protein stabilization; telomere maintenance via telomerase. Gene Ontology annotation, molecular function: telomeric repeat DNA binding; Hsp90 protein binding. Lineage: Eukaryota; Metazoa; Chordata; Actinopteri; Labriformes; Labridae. The transcript has 20 exons. Bases 519 to 3014 code for a protein of 831 amino acids. The record is from RefSeq and is a predicted model, not a curated record.
UCUCUGUUGUGUUCACUGACUGAUCACACACGGAGGGAAACACGACGUGGUGGGGACAUCUCAUUUAAAACAUUGAGUAACAUGAGGGACAGUAGAUAUUACAACGAAAUAAAUAUGUUGAUAUCACAUUAACUAAAGAUAAUGUUUGUGUACAGGACGUAAUGCGUACUGUUAAGUUUGUUUAAAUGUGUGCAGUUGUGUUUCAAUUUAGAGAGACGAUAACAGAUGUCGCCUGUCAUGCUAUUAUUACAACAGAGAUGUUUAUGCUAAAUUCAUGAACAGGUUUUAAACCUUAACGUUACUAUCAAGCUGUGAGCUGCUUGAUUUCGGUUAGCUUCAGGAGAAAGGGAGAGUUAAUAUAACACAAUAUAUUAAUCCCCUUAGCGUACGUUAUCUUAGUACAAGUCAUCAGUGGACUUUGUUGUGAACAGUGGGUAAUAAUACCUUGGGAGACAGCCUCCUGUGAGGGAUAAGAUGUCCAUUUAAGUUUUUAUUUCAAGUUGGUCCCCAUCACAAAGAUGGAGUCCCUCACCCCACAUACUGAGGUUCGCCUGGCAGUGGCUCAGUGUUUCCGGACCCUCACUUCAUCCACUGAUACUAAAGACACAAUCAACGCUCUGCACACACUUCACUCUUACUUGGAUGAAAGACCAGGAAACAAGAUCACUUCAGUUCAGCGUGUGGAGUUCAGGAGAGCUCACUUCACUCGCACCCUUCAGUUCCUGGUCAGCAGCAUCCAGGCUGACUGGUUUCACAGCCUCACAGAAGCUCAGCGCACAGAUCUGUGGGACGGACUGUUCCUCAGAGGCCCUCCGGAGCAGACGCUGCUGGUGCUGAUGGAUGGGAUAGGAGAGCUAAGAGCCAGUGCUAGUCUGGACCACUUGGUCAGCAUCACAGAGCGGUUCCUUCAGAGCCAUCGUCUCGCUGACCUGCUGUGGUCCUACUGUCUGCACAGCGCUCCCUCUGACACCCCUCAGCUCAGAGAAACUCUGCUGGGUCGUCUUGUUUCUUUACCGGACCUCACAGCCAACAGGUUGCAUCUGAACAUCAAGCCUCUCUUUCUCCCUCAGCAGUAUUAUCCUCUACUGGCCUCAGAGAUUCUCACCGCUCUGGAGAGGACGUGCCGAGCACUUAAAGAUGGCACUGAUUGCUCCUUAACAUUUGUGGCUGAGACACUUGGGAAAGUGUGUAUCCAGGGUCAUAGUGGUUCGGUGCUGGCCGUGCUGGCUCCUCAGCUCGCCGUCUGCACGAGCUCAGACAUGGUGUGGCAAAGGGUUUGCUGGAAGCUGUUUGAGAACGUUCCACAGCGAUGGUCAGAGAGCGUGCUGACUUCUCUUGUGCAGGCUGUCAGCGGGCCUGAAGCUUUGGGCAGAGUCAUUGGUAAUCUAGUGUUAACAAACAAAAAGGCCCAGUUUGUCAUUACUCACAAGCUGCUGUUAUUACAGUACAAAUAUGAGACUCGAGUCUUGAGGAUUAUUCUGGGUUACCUGGCAGCUGAUAAGGAGCGACGCCCACUGCUUAUCCAGGUGUUAAGGUGUGUAGCUCAGGCCUGGGCUAACCCCAGUGCAGUGAAACACACACCUUUAGAGCAGCAGCUGUAUGUGAGCAAGGCCUUACUGCUGAGUGUGAGUCUGCUCAACGACUCUGAGCUGCAGGAGCUAAGAUCAGACUUACUUCAGUGUAUGCUGGGCGGCAUGCAGAGCCACCUGGACAGCAGCGUGGUGCGGAUCAGACACAUGGGCAUGGUGGUGGGAGAGUGCCUGAGUUCUCGUAUGGAUAUCAAUGGAGCUGAACUUAAGUUUGAGUAUGAUCAAGAUGAGGAAACAAAGGAGCUACUGUCACUGAUGACUCCUGUUAGUGCUGAGGAACCAGAAGCUGAGCCUGUGAACAGAAACGACUCUCCACAAGACACCAGCGAGACAACGCCCUCUGCUCAGAGUGAGGCUUCAAAAACAGCUCCAGACUCCGACUUGGACAGUGAUGAUGAGCUCACUCCUUACGACAUGUCUGCUGAUCAGGAAAUGAACAAAGCAUCUCCACCCCGCUACCUACGAGACUGUCUGGAAAAUUUAAUUUCCUCUGAUGAGCCGGUGCGUGUGGAGCUCAGUUUAAGAGCUGCUGAGAGUUUGGUGAGGAAGAACAGCUUUGCAGCCAGAGAGAUCAGUGUCCAGCUGAGCAAAGUGUUUCUUCACAUGGAGGAUAAAUACAGCAUAAGGGGCUUCGUGAGUCUCAGACAGGCGACCAUGGUGGCACUCGCUGUCACUGACACUAUCUCCGUGACCCAGUAUUUGACCACAGAGUUUUACUCCUUGAACUACAGUCUGCGCCAGCGGCUCGAUAUCUUGGAGGUUCUUGCUCUGGCAGCGCAGGAGCUCUCCAAGCCGAUUACUGAAACAAGAGAUUCUUCCAUGAGUAUCUCUGCCAGCACAGAUUUGACUCCAUACCCCGGAGACAACCCUGUUCACUGGAGACAGGAAGUAGAGAAGCGGAUUCAAAGCAAGACAAGACGCCUUAGUAAGGGUGUCCCAAGGCCUCCAGCUAAGGCCAUCCCCAACCGCUACGCCCCUGUUGUUGGACACUUCUUUUUCCCUCUGCUGUGUAAUUAUGACAAGCCUCAGGUGACCUUUGACCUGUUGGGCAGUGACCAUCUGGUGCUGGGCAGGUUGAUCCACACGUUGGGCCUCUUCAUGCACCUGGCAGCCAAUGCACCGAUAGCUGCACAGAUGGGUCGAGCCUUACUGGACUUUGUGUGGGCGCUGCGCUACCAUGUUGACCAGAUGGUGAGACGAGGCGUCCUCUUCGCUGUCUGCUCCGUGUUUCUGAGCGUGAACAGUCAGAACCUGCUGGUGGACCUGAGUGAUCAGCUGUUUGAGACCAGAACGUGGCUGGCAGAUGUGGCUGAAGGAGACCCUGAUGCAGACUGUCGGAGUCUGGCUAUACAGAGUCUGGUUCUGAUGGACAAGAGCCUGAAAAAACAGCUACAAGACCCACAAGCACUGAGCCUUGAAUCCUAAAAUAUUGACCAUGUUCUACACCUGAUCCUCACAGAGCCUGGAGAUGAGAGUGUUAGGGUUGAUGCAAAUGAUGUUACUGAUAUUGGACUCUUAUCAGUUUGUUUCAUUUGUUUAAACACACAUUAUACCAGCUGAUCUUAUUUAGCUUCUUCUUCAAAUCUGUCUACAACAUGCACAUCCUUACAUUCCCUUGCACUGUAUUGUGAGGAUGAAAAUAUUGUGUAUUAUUUAUGAACCUGACCUGAAUAUUGAUUGAAUGGAGGAUAGGGUACCAUUUUGGUCUACCAAUAAACUGUAUUUUUAUGAGGAUAUCCUUUUCCUGUACUG